Alligator sinensis (Chinese alligator) is the source of this 4466-nucleotide messenger RNA. Its product is annotated as zinc finger protein 239-like. NCBI's taxonomy places the organism in Eukaryota, Metazoa, Chordata, Crocodylia, Alligatoridae. Gene Ontology annotation, molecular function: DNA-binding transcription repressor activity, RNA polymerase II-specific. Bases 1940 to 3115 code for a protein of 391 amino acids. The record is from RefSeq and is a predicted model, not a curated record. The transcript is spliced from 3 exons. Gene Ontology annotation, biological process: negative regulation of transcription by RNA polymerase II.
AGCUUCCCGGGUGAAAUGCUGCUUGUGCCUUCCUCCUGUGCAAGAGCACAGACCCACGGGCUGCUGUCCUCCCGGCUCCUGUGGGAUUUAUGCUUCUAACAGACAUCAUUUAGAGGCCCACAGCAAGCUCGGAUGCGCUCUCCCUGGCUAUAACUACCUUCUUGGAGGAGCAAAUAGUCUGCAAACCCCUCCUGGGUCAGGCACAUCAGGUAACAGGGAACAUGUUGGGUAUGGGUUGAGACUCCACUAGAGAUGCUCCUUCCUUUCCCAUCCCUGUUGCCUCUGAGCCCCACAUCAACCACCUCCACAGGGAACCACCCACAGGCUCUUGGGGCUGAUAGCUUCCUGAGUGAUUGCACUAGGAGUGUAGCAGUGGUCAACCACAGAAGGAGUGGAGAUAGCAAGGGAAAGAAGAGAGAGUGAUGGGGGAGAAGAAGAGAAAAGGGUGGGGAGAUGAAUUACAAUAUCCCAGAUCCAGCUACUGCAUCACUGCUGGAUCCUUAUUUUGGAUUUUCCUGGGGCAGGUGGAAUGGGAGCAGACAGUAACUCCCCUCCUCUGCCCAGUAGAGAGCGAACGUGCUGCUCUGGGGAGAGUAACCAGACUAGAUUUUCUGUGCUGCUUGGUCAGAGAAUUGGUAAAAAUCAGUAUGUAUGAUGUUGCUAUACACUUGGUGAAAUCUGGCCCCUGCAGAUUCAGGAGAUUCACCCAUGAUUUUUAAUCCCAGUUGCUUUGAUUCAAGAAUUUCAUUCACAUGUUCUUGGUAAUACUAUUACUUCAACCCUCUGCUGUCUUCCAAAGCACCUUGUUUGGCUGUCAGGGAAAGACGUCUCACUAGCUGAGCUAUGAGGUCUGAUCCGAUCUUGCAAUUCUCUGUGCUGUUGUUUGGCUUCAGGUUGUAUCUCAUGCCAAACUAAGUGCGUUGUCAGGGCUUACAUAAUGAAUAAUACACGACAAUAAUGGCCCAUAGCUACAGCUGUUCUUGGGGAGAGGGUUGUCAGGUUGGCCAGUCUGAUCACUAGUAUAUACACAAUGCAGUAGGUUCUGGUUAUUUGCAUAGCCUCUUUUCUCAAGAAAAUUACAUAGCUGGACUAUGUUAAUAAACAGAGCAGGACUUUAAAAAAAACACUCCAGGGGUGUGUAGCAUAAUUAUUCCAAACAUCUCAUAUGUAACUUAAUAUAAUGUUGCAACUGCUUUAUUUGAAUCAAUGCAAACCACAACAAAUACAAUAGACGCAGUAAGUAAAACUAUGAAAUAGCAAAACAGUUAAGAUAGCUCAGAAAAAAACAAAUGAUCUUAUGAAAACAGUGCAAACAACAAAUACAGUUAACUCAGGAAUAAAAUAAGAUAGUACAGCAGAUACUGAGAAAAUGCAGUUCUUGUGACACGAAAUGUUAUCUUUGUCUGCAAACAGCUCCUAUUUUUUUUUCUCAAGACAAUCUUCCAGUUGCUAAAAACAGGCAACAUCUUCAGAGAGAUUCUCUCCCAUAAACUGGCAAAGCGUGUGUCGAACUUUACUCCUGUCACUGGCUGAGCCAAGUGCUUCGGUAUCACCAUCUUUAUUAGUAUCAUCCAUGAUCCCUGUAAGCUUCUUCUAACAGACAGCCUCACACAGCCCCAUGGGUGUCCCAUAGCAGACCAGUUUGUCAUUGUGGGAAAUAAUAUUGGGUAAAUUCUCUCUCUCUUACUUGCCAGGUCAGAAACAUCAUCUUCAUUUGUGCCACCUGUUCCCUGCUUUUGUAUCUGUGAGUAGCAUAAACCCUGCCUGGUGAAAACACUGAUGAUGUUUGUUUCCUGUUUUUCUAGGUUUUAUUGAGCAAAUGUUCAUUUUUCCACCAUUUCAUGGGCACUCAUGUCUGAGCUGAGAUUCAGUUAACCAGUCUUGGGCUAUCUUUUUACUAGUUUUAGCUAGUUCUGACUUAGGUGGUAAACCAAAAUGUAUGAGCAAGUUUAAUGGUAUAGACAGUAAAUGUUUUUGUCCUACGGGAAAGCAUACAAACAACUGGAGUCUGCAAGCAACAGAGAAGAAUUAUCCUGCUCCCAAACUUGAUGCAAACUCCUGGAUGGAAGAACCAAGGGGUCCCAAUAAACGAGGUUGCAAGGAAACCUUGACCAGUGCCCACACAGGCAACGGCGUGGAGAGCCAGAAUGAGGACAAGCCCUCGCAUGGAGCCUCUGACAGGAGAGCUUCUCAGAUAACUGUGCCAGAUAGACCUGAAGGUGAGCUGGGAGUAGACCGAGAGACUCAUUGUGGAUCAGAAAAACACCAGAGACACCACCCUGAGAAGACACCAGGAGAAUCCCCCCAGCAAGGAGGGAGGGAGCAAGACAGCACUGCUGGGCCUCCCACCCACCCAGAGGGGAGACCCAAUACAUGUGCCGCCUGCGGGAAGAGCUUCCCCAAGAGCUCGUCCCUAGCCAUACACCAGCGCACGCACACUGGAGAGCGCCCCUAUGCAUGCCCGGACUGUGGCAAGCGCUUCUCACAGAGCUCAACCUUCCUCCGGCACCAGCUCAUCCACACAGGCGAGAAGCCCUACGCCUGCCUGGACUGCGGGAAGAGCUUCCGAGUCAGCUCCCACCUGGUGCGGCACCGGCGCGUGCACACGGGCGAGAGGCCCUACGUCUGCACAGAGUGUGGGCGGAGCUUCAGUGUCAGCUCCCACCUGGUGCAGCACCGGCGUGUGCACACGGGCGAGAGGCCCUAUGCGUGCCAGUGUGGGCAGAGCUUCAGCCUCAGCUCCCACCUCCUCCAGCACUGGACCAUCCACACAGGCGAGAGGCCCUACCAGUGCAUUCAGUGUGGGCGGAGCUUCACCAUGAGCUCUGCCCUCAUCCGGCACCAGAGACUGCACGUGGGGGACAGCCCCUGCCAGUGCGCCCAGUGUGGGAAGUGCUUUGGCCGUGACACAGAGCUCAGCGAACAUCAGCAGGUCCAUGCAGGACAGCGGCCACACACAUGCGCCCAGUGUGGGCGGAGCUUUGGCGCAAGGUCCAAUCUCCUUCAGCACCAGCGCACUCAUGCUGGCGUGCGGCCAUACCAGUGUGCAGAGUGCGGACGGAGCUUCAGCCGCAGCUCCAACCUCCUCACGCACCAGAGGGUGCACACAAGCUAGGCUGAGGCCUGGGCAGCUGUGUGGGGGCUGUACCUCUCAAAGACACCAUGUAGCAUGGCAGCCAGGGGCAUUUUCUCCCCUUGGAGCACCAGGAGUUCUCUUCUGCUCAUGGCCUCAAUCCCCUUGGAGCCACUGGGGUAGGAGGAGGUGUGGGAAAGGACAAUGUGGGAGAUAGAAGCCAGGGAAGUCCCUGGUGGUAGGGAGAUCCAUGUGUGGUUUGGGCUGGGUGAGCACAGAUCUGUGAAGAUUGGCUGCUAGCUUACCUGAUCUAUUAUAAUGCCAGUGGGUUGGUCUGGUUAGUUUUCUGUUCGUCCUUUUUACUAGCCAGUUUUGGUUGCCUGAGGACUUCCAAGCCAUGUAGGCUUUGGCUUAGAGCAGGAAGCAAGAGAGUCAAAGAAAGAUGUCUUAAGACUGUCCAAAUGAAGUGAAGUUUUGAGCAUUAAAAGGAGUUCUUGGGAUGAGGAAAAGCAUCAGAGGCUUAACUGAAACUCAUAUGCGUUGGGUUCUGCCUUUGCUUCUGCCAAGGGCCUCAUGGGUGAUUUGGGACACUGGGCCUCAGUUGCUCCAUCUGUAAAAUGGGGAUAAUUUUACUGACCUCCACAUAAAGCACUUUGAGAUCUAAAGACUAAGAAAGCACUAACCAAGAGCUAUGUAAUAGUAAUUCUUAUAUGAGAGUGAGAGACCUAAAUAGCUGGUAUAAAGAGCAGAGCUAGUCAGAAAAUGACAAACUUGUUUUGCAAAACAAAUUAUGAAUGGAGUAAUGAUCUUGAUAGCAUUAACUGUUUCUGUACACAAAGCAUUAGAAACAUUUAUUCUUAAUUUUAAAUGAUACUGCUGCAGAAUUGUUAGUCUGCUACAACAGAGCAGCAGAAUCCAUGAAACUGUGCUGGGUUCUUUUGGCUCAGCUGCCGGAGAGGGGGUGGAGUAUAUGACAUGUCCAAACUUUAGAAUAAUGCUUCCAUUAAUGGUCAUAUUCUGCAUCUGCUGUAACAAAGUGGGGAGUAAGAGAUUGUGUGGUUCCUUACUGUGAUUAUAAUAUUGUGUUCUGAAUAUUGACUACUUAGAGACAUCUCUGUACCAUGAAAAAGGAUGUUUGGGAGCAGUGUACUUUAACAGGGUGCAUCUAUAUAUGCACUUUACUGUGGAGUUGAGUGACUAGCUCUGCAGUAAAUCAUCACUGUCUACACAUGUGCCAGUAUUACGGCCUGGUAAAUAAAUUAACUUCACUGUAAGAUAGUACUGUCCCUGACAGUGGGAGGUGGGAGAACCCAUAGUUUCAGCACUCUUCUGCCCCAACCAGCCCCUCUGCCACCCAAUGCCACCACCUGGAACCCAGAACUAACCUCCCCCC